Messenger RNA from Cutaneotrichosporon oleaginosum, 580 nucleotides. RefSeq lists its product as uncharacterized. NCBI's taxonomy places the organism in Eukaryota, Fungi, Basidiomycota, Tremellomycetes, Trichosporonales, Trichosporonaceae. The record is from RefSeq and is a predicted model, not a curated record.
UCUCUGAUCUCUACUUCUUUCUGGCCACGAGCCACACUCCUUACGAUGAUCUUCCACAUCUCCGCGCUCUCCGUCAUCCUCCUCGUCGCCUUCCUCGGCUUCUACUUCCGCCAGCGGAUCUACUCGCUCGCAGCACCGUACCUCCCCACAUCCGUGAUCGCGCGUCUGUCAAACUACCAGCCGCUGCAGACGUACUCGUUCCAAGACCAGGCGGCGGCGGGGAUGAGCUCGUCCAACUUUGACCUCGAGGCGAACAUGGGCGAGGGGAGCGGCGAGAACCGGAUGGGGCUGGACGAGGCUGCGGUGGAGGAGGUGCGGCGAAUCAUGGCGGUGGAGCGGUGCACGUUCGACCGCGCGCGUUUGAUCCGGCAUAACCGCAUCCUUGCGAAGAACGGCAUUGCCCCCGACGGCACCCCGCUCGACCGCAAGGCCGUUACGCGCCUUUAGCGUCCAUCCAUCUUCUCGCGACUCGGCCCCGCUUCUCCGACCAUAGACUCUUCGCGACGGCAGCUCGCUCCGUCAGCGCAUACCCACUGUCAUUCCGGCUCCUGUUGUUGAUGCAUCCAGCUAUUUACUCCCC